Molecule: messenger RNA, 1275 nt
Organism: Zymoseptoria tritici IPO323
Lineage: Eukaryota; Fungi; Ascomycota; Dothideomycetes; Mycosphaerellales; Mycosphaerellaceae
Exons: 3
Coding region: 145-1263 (372 amino acids)
Biological process (GO): carbohydrate metabolic process; peptide modification
Cellular component (GO): plasma membrane
Source: RefSeq, a predicted model, not a curated record
AAUAUUUCGAAACACACGACCAUGGACCCACCAAUUACCGGUACCCAUCGUCCCGCCUGAACCUGAACAAAACAAAAGAAAAUCUCUCAAGUUUUGCACACAACAAUCACACAAACUCCAUGAUCUGAGCUCAUAUCCACCACCAUGCCGCCGCGAUACUUCAAGAACGACGCACCGCUCGCACGUCGAGACCCCCGCCGCCAGCUCGAAGCCUCCCUCACCCGCCUCGUCCUCGAACACCCACCCACCUCGAUCAAACCCGGCGGCGGGCUCUUCAAAGGCCCCAUCUCCGUCGCCUACCUCUUCCUCGUCCUCCAGCAAAUCUACUCCGACCUCCUCGUCGAAGACACACCCCUCGGUACCUGGUCCGCCGCCUACCUCCACCACGCCCAAGAACACAUCGCCAGCUACGCCGGUCCUUCACCGGGAAAAUGCGGCAUCACCGACGACAUUCUCGCGCUGCUGGCGAUUGGCGCGGCGAGUAGUAAAGAUGCGGACAUGGCGGCGAAUUUGUGUGAUUAUUCUGCUGAGGUGAUUGAUCCCGAGACGGAGAAUGAGCUCAUGUUUGGACGGGCGGGAUACCUUUACCUCCUGCGGUUGGUGAAGGCAAGUUUUAUGGAUGAUGCCAAGACGUUGCAGCUCAUCACGGAUACGCAGGAGGAUGUCAUUGAUGCGAUUCUCGACUCCCCACGGCCGUGGAAGUGGCAGGGGAAGACGUAUAUCGGAGCGAUUCACGGCGCGAUUGGGAUUCUGACGCAAGUGGUGCUGACGAAUCCGGGAAAGUACGCGGAGAAGUUGCAGGCGGAGUUGGCGGUGUUGUUGACGUAUCAGUAUGAAGGAGGGAAUUUCCCGGCGAGUGUGCCGCCGGAGAAGGAUCGUUUGGUGCAGGUUUGUCACGGGGCGCCCGGGGUGGUGUGUAGUUUGAUUAGUGUGGUGGAGUUUUAUGACGGGCCGUUGAGGGAGAAGAUUGAGAAGGCGAUUGUGAAGGGUAGGGAGUGUGUUUUGGAGAGGGGACUAUUGACUAAGGAGCCGUGUGUUUGUCAUGGUAUCUCUGGAAACGCCCUUGCGCUUGAGGAUUCAGACUUUGAGCACUUCCUCACCUACACUACGGGCCAUGAGAUGAAGUCGAUGGAAAAGGAUGGGAUGCUGGAGAAGUCUUCUGCGCCGGAGAGCCUGUUCUUCGGCGAAGCUGGAAGAGCCUGGACUUGGGCUGUCGCGGAUAAAGGCCUGCCGAAGCGGAUUCUGGGCUACAAUGAUCUUUGAGGUCCUUGUGGA